Punica granatum (pomegranate) is the source of this 810-nucleotide messenger RNA. NCBI's taxonomy places the organism in Eukaryota, Viridiplantae, Streptophyta, Magnoliopsida, Myrtales, Lythraceae. The record is from RefSeq and is a predicted model, not a curated record.
AUGGAUGGGAGUAGUGGAGGCAAACAAUCUAAGCGUGGAAAGUACAGUGAGGACCGAGAUGCCAACGGCCUUGGUAGUUUACCCUAUUCAGUUCUCCAUCAUAUCUUAUCUUUGAUUCCAAUAAAGGAUGCCAUCCGGACGAGCUUGCUCUCCAAGAGGUGGCAGUACUUGUGGUUCUCCAUUCCUAAACUUGGGGUUCGACGAGAGGGAGUUCCCCAAAAGCUUGUUGCUAGCGAAGGUGAUAUGCUUGAGAACUUGCCAACUUUCGGAAAUUUGACGGAGUUGAAACUUGAGAUGAAACGUGUCUUCUUAAACUCUGAGCCACUUGCGACGCUGCUCAGAAGAUCUCCUCACCUUAGAAUCCUAGAAAUCGAUGCGAAUGUCGUCCGGACGAGCUUGCUCUCCAAGAGGUGGCAGUACCUGUGGUUUUCCAUUCCUAAACUUCGGUUCGACAAGAGGGAGUUCCUUGAAAGGUCAAUCCUCAUGAGCUUUGUCGAAAGAGCAUUGCUUCUUCGUGACUCGUCUGCAGUGGAAGAGUUCUCUCUGUCAUGCAAAGUAAGAUAUGAUGGGUCUCACAUCAACUCAUGGAUUGCUACUGUGGCAAAGGGCCAAAAUACGUUGCCCCACUACUUGUUCAGGUGCAAAACACUGGUGAAGCUUCAACUGGAGAUGCCUAGUGAACUCGUUAUGCCUUCUUCAAUUUAUCUUUCAAGCCUUAAGGAAAUGGCUCUGAAGGAUGCUCGGUUCAUAUACCAUGAGUUAGUCCAAAAGCUGUUUUCUUGUCCUGCAUUGGAAACCCUACUUCUUUGA